Molecule: messenger RNA, 2547 nt
Organism: Cucurbitaria berberidis CBS 394.84
Lineage: Eukaryota; Fungi; Ascomycota; Dothideomycetes; Pleosporales; Cucurbitariaceae
Exons: 2
Coding region: 259-2373 (704 amino acids)
Biological process (GO): positive regulation of transcription by RNA polymerase II
Cellular component (GO): nucleus
Molecular function (GO): zinc ion binding; DNA-binding transcription factor activity, RNA polymerase II-specific; transcription cis-regulatory region binding
Source: RefSeq, a predicted model, not a curated record
CCCACGCUCGCAUCACCACGUACCACUUGUACUCGCUACCGCGCCCCGUCGUCGCAAUCGUCCCGCGACCCUGGGCGGACUUCACGCUUUCCGACUGCGACUGCGUCAGAACCUAGGCUUCAAUACGACAAAGUGGAGGACUACAAAAGACAACUCGUUCCGCGCCCUAUCAUAGGGCCGUGGCCUACCCUACGUCGGCUGGAGUGGCAGCACAGCGACGGUCUGCGAACAAGGUGCAUGCCGUGAGAGGACGACACCAUGGCCGACACCGUUACACCUCCGCCGCAGAAUGUCUCGCCUGGGAGUAGGCCAGUGCCAUCCAAGAAGAGAGAAAGUGACGCUACGCCAGACGGCAAACCUAAAAGAACGCGCACUGGCUGCUUAACAUGUAGAGAACGUCAUCUCAAGUGCGACGAGACGAAGCCAACUUGUAACAAUUGUUCCAAAUCCCAGCGCGACUGCAACUGGGGCAAGAAGCUGAACUUCCUCGACACCACUUGUGAGAAGGGCGCGUACCUAAUACCAAAAGGAACAGACUACCAAAUCGCCUUCCAGGAUGAAUCGAGGAUCAUUGCCGCAGAGUACGUGGGCGGACGGGAGAAGUACCCAAUUGAAGACUUGGAGUCAAUGUCACUAGGCAGUAACGGCUUCGGUAUGGGUCCACCAGGGGGACUCGCUCCUUCAGCAUCCACCCGACAACACCAUCUUCCGCCAAUGCAGGGCAUGGCUCAAGACCCGUACCCGCAAGCGCAACACAACUACAACUUCGAUCACUCGCGAGCCCCGCAGCAGCAGCAGCAUGCACGUGCAUCGUCCAACUAUUCGAAUCCAACGCCGUCAUCAUACACGAUGGAGCAUUCCGCAAGCCCUGCGCCCCUUCCUACCCGCGAUUAUCUCAAGAGCCAGGAGGAGGUGCUAUACAUGCAAGUCUUUGUUGAAGAGAUUGGUAUAUGGAUGGAUAGCAUGGACGCACACAAGCACUUUUCGCGCCUACUACCAUUCCAUGCCUUGAAUGAGCCUAUGCUCCUCCACGCCUUCCUCGCAUGCGGUGCACGGCAUCUGGCCCUUGUGAACCCAAAAUACAGUGAGGAGAAAGCGCUCCACUAUUACGAUGUUGCCACGCGGGACUUGUUGCACUCGUUGCAGGACCCUGACCGAGAUACUAUCCUCUGCGCGACCACCGCAGUCAUUCUAAACGUGUACGAAAUUAUGGGUGAGCGUGCCUUACAACGGAUGAAUCACAUCGCAGGUGCUCGUGCUCUGAUCAAGGAAUGCCGCUGGAACGCGAGGUCGAUAGGUGUCGGCGCGGCAUGCUUCUGGCUCAAUGUCGGUAUGGAGAUCCUCAGUUGUUUGCACUUCAACUGGCAGGUUGCUUGGGAUCCGGACGAUUGGGGCAUUGAGUUGGACUUUACCCCUGAAACUGAAUCAGGCAAGGAAGAAGUCUGGACACAUCGGAUCUUGUACGUGGUUGCGAAGAUAUGCAAUUUCCGCGCGUCAAUACCCCGGAAUCAAGACAUCGCUAGACAAACAUUGCACGAACGCCACAACGAAUGGCUUCGUUUGAAAGAGAUGACAGAUCGGUGGAACGAGAACAUCCCUCGUACCAUGCAUCCUAUGGCAUACUUGUAUCCAGGACAAACAAUUUCUGGAUCUGCCUUUCCCGAAGUCUGGUUGAUCAAGAGGGCUUCAAUAAUAGCGAGGCUCUUCUAUCACACCUCAGUCGUCUUGCUGGCACAGAUCAACCCUAUCCAGGGCCCUAGCGAACCCGAGAUGUGGGCCAUGCUUGAGCAAAACUCGAAAUUCAUCUGUGGUAUCAGUGCCCACGUCAAAGAUCGCGGCGUUGCAAGCGUAGCUCUUCGGUCGCUUGCCAUUGCUGCUGAGUGUCUUACUGAUCGACGAGAGCAAGAGGAAGUCCUACAAAUUUUCGACAAAAUCCGCCAAGAAACAGGAUGGCGAGUAGGCUUUGUCAAUACCGAACUCAAGCAGAGGUGGGGCUGGGACACGCCCCAGGCCCAAGAGCAGCAGCAACAACAAGAACAGCAACAGCAGCAGCAACAGCAGCAACAACUACAGCAGCAGCAGCAACAGCAAGUCAACGGCCACCAUCAAGAUGGAAAUCUCAUUUAUCAACCACAACCUCAGAUUGUAGUCCAGCAACAGCUGCCGCUAGCAACACUUCCCGCGCCAAUUACAGUACAGAGAAGGCAGACGGGUUUUGGAAAUCCCCUUCUUGUAGCGGAUUUCAGUAUGCCGCAACAUCCAUACCAAACACACUAUGUUCCUGCCAAUAUUAUCCAGCAACAGCAGCCGCCAACACUACUCCAGCCACCCUUGAAUGGGGUCAAUGGAUACGGUGGUCACAACUUCUUUUAGGUGCACCCUCUGUUGCUUCGGCAUCCCUUCAACUUCUGUUUUCGCAUAUGUAUUAAUUCAUCAUUUGUUCUCCGAGCCUUUGUGUUUGCAGAUACCUUGUUUGGUAUGUGUUGCUUCAGGAGCCUUAUCCAUCUAUUUCAAAUUUAGCGUACACAAAAGGCGAGCAUAUGGGAG